AUGAAGACUUCUCCAGUAUGUUUUGGUGCGAGAGACAACACGUUUGGCAGUUUUGUUGUUCCAUCUAGUGGAAAUCUGGUAUCAGUAAAACUGGUCCACGUGUAUGGUUAUGUGACAUGCGAUAAAAGAAAUCUCGCCAUUGGUCCUUUUGGGGCUGUGGCCACUACCCUAAAGAUGUAAACGUUGUAAUAACAACCUCGUUUGAUAAAAUUCUUUUAGCGUCAAACGAGUUCUUCUCUGGAUUGGUGCUCAGGCGCUUUCUCCAGAGCUGGUGCUGUCGUCUGUCUCCAAUCCUCCAAACGUGGCUGGAGGACAGAAGCUCCGUUUGUGGUACGGCCAAGAUUUGGCGAAUAGCCUUGAAGGCAACAAUGGAGGAACAUCGUGCUGCGAUGUUUAA
This is a messenger RNA of Porites evermanni, 397 nucleotides long. The record is from the annotation of a GenBank genome assembly. Lineage: Eukaryota; Metazoa; Cnidaria; Anthozoa; Scleractinia; Poritidae.